This is a messenger RNA of Girardinichthys multiradiatus, 5705 nucleotides long. Its product is annotated as unconventional myosin-Vb. The transcript has 35 exons. Gene Ontology annotation, cellular component: vesicle; myosin complex; actin cytoskeleton. The record is from RefSeq and is a predicted model, not a curated record. Gene Ontology annotation, biological process: actin filament organization; vesicle transport along actin filament. Gene Ontology annotation, molecular function: ATP binding; actin filament binding; microfilament motor activity. NCBI's taxonomy places the organism in Eukaryota, Metazoa, Chordata, Actinopteri, Cyprinodontiformes, Goodeidae. The coding region runs from base 105 to 5117 and encodes 1670 amino acids.
CAGGGAUAGAGGCAGAGGAUACCGGUUUCUCCUCUGGCAGGAACAUGCAGACUGGGCUGAGGUUUUACAUGAAGUCUCCUCACAUAUUGUAAAGAAAGAAAAACAUGGCAACUCUGGAAUUAUACACAAAGGGGGCAGGUGUGUGGGUCCCUGACCCAGAAGCAGUUUGGGUUUCAGCCACGCUCCUAAGAGACUACAAACCUGGAGAAGAACAGCUUCUACUGCAGCUCCAGAAUGGAAACGAGGUCCAUUACUCUGUCGACUCCCCAUCUGACCUCCCUCCUCUGGGGAACCCCGACAUCUUGGAGGGGGAGAAUGACCUGACAGCUCUCAGCUUCCUGCACGAGCCUGCUGUGCUGCACAACCUGCAGGUCCGGUUUCUGGACUACAACAGCAUCUACACAUACUGUGGUAUUGUGUUAGUUGCCAUAAAUCCCUACGAUCAGCUACCCAUAUAUGGUGAGGAGGUGAUAGACGCUUACAGCGGUCAGGACAUGGCUGACAUGGAGCCUCACAUCUUCUCUGUGGCCGAGGAGGCCUACUGCACCAUGACCAGGGAGGAGAGGAACCAGUCCAUCAUCAUCAGUGGGGAGUCUGGCUCAGGAAAAACGGUCUCAGCCAAAUUCACCAUGCGUUACUUUGCUGUGGUUGGAGGAGCAUCUCAGCAGACCAGGGUGGAGGAGAGGGUGCUGGCCUCAAACCCCAUCAUGGAGUCCAUAGGGAAUGCGAAAACCACUCGGAAUGACAACAGCAGCCGCUUUGGGAAGUACAUAGAGAUUGGUUUUGGUAGGAAUGGGGACAUCAUCGGGGCAAAUAUGCGGACAUACCUGCUGGAGAAGUCAAGGGUUGUCUUUCAGGCAUCAUCAGAAAGAAACUACCACAUCUUCUAUCAGCUGUGUUCAGCCAGAGAACUGCCUGAAAUGAGAUCGCUCAAACUGGAGGCACCUGAAUAUUUCCACUACACUAACCAGGGAGCAGAGAUGCAAAUUCCUGGCACGAAUGAUCUGUCAGACCUGGAACGUACUCGCAAUGCUUUCACCGUUCUCGGUGUGCAACCUGAACAACAAAUGGAGCUCUUCAGGGUCCUGUCGGCUGUUAUGCACCUGGGAAACGUCAACAUUCAAGCCAGUGGGAGAAGCUCUGACAGAAGUUAUAUCAAUGCAGAGGACCGCUCUCUGGCUGUCUUCUCCAAGCUGUUAGGAGUUGAGCGAUCUCAAAUGGCUCACUGGCUGUGCAGCCGCAGACUUGCUGUGGGGGGAGAGAUGCUGGUGAAGCCCAUGACUGGUCAGCAGGCUCUAGAAGCCAGGGAUGCUCUCGCCAAGCACAUCUACGGUCAGCUGUUCACGUGGACGGUCCAGAGGCUCAACUCAGCCCUGCGAUCGCAGAAGGGGAAGGCCAAAUCUUUUAUAGGAGUGUUAGACAUCUAUGGGUUUGAGACCUUUGAUCAGAACAGCUUUGAGCAGUUCUGUAUAAAUUAUGCAAACGAAAAACUUCAGCAGCAGUUUAACAGGCAUGUGUUCCACUUGGAGCAGGAGGAGUAUGUCCGGGAGGAGCUGGCCUGGAAUAGGAUUGAAUUCAGCGACAACCAGGAGUGUAUCAAUCUCAUUGAAGGUCCCCUGGGAAUAUUUGAUCUGCUAGAUGAGGAGUGCAGGAUGCCUAAAGGGUCUGAUGAAAACUGGGCACGAAAGCUGUAUGACCAACACCUGACCAGUAAGCCCCAUCCUCACUUCCGGAAACCCAGGAUGACAAACAGCGCCUUCAUUGUUUUCCACUUUGCUGACACAGUGCAAUAUGAAUGCAGCGGCUUUUUAGACAAGAAUCGAGACACAGUGUUUGAGGAGCUCAUUAACAUUCUCAAAGCAAGUCAGUUUGAGCUGGUAGCUGAGUUGUUCCAGCAGCAGGGAAGCACUCUAUCUGUGGCCAAUGGGAGUGUUCGCUCAGGAAAAAGAGCUGCCAAAGAACACAAGCUGACUGUAGGCUUUCAGUUUCGUCAGUCCUUACAGAUGUUAAUGGACACACUAAAUAGCACUACCCCUCACUAUGUUCGCUGUAUUAAACCCAAUGAUCAAAAAGCACCAUUUAUGUUUGACCCACAGAGGACGGUGCAGCAGCUGAGAGCUUGUGGGGUGCUAGAGACUAUUCGUAUCAGUGCAGCAGGUUAUCCAUCCAGGUGGACGUAUGAGGAGUUCUUCAGCAGGUAUCGUGUUCUCCUGCGAGGACCCAAAUGCCAGGAUCAGGCUCAGGCCUCCUGCAGAGAGGCGCUGCCUCACCUGAUCCCAGACACAGACCAGUACUGUUUUGGAAAGACCAAAGUGUUUUUUCGAGCGGGCCAGGUGGCUGUUCUGGAGAGGCUGAGAUCUGAGCGACUGCGUGUCGCUGCUGUGAUCAUCCAGAGUCACGUCAAAGGCUGGCUGGCACGUACCAGAUACAGCAGGAUCCUGUGGGCAGCUGCUACCAUUCAGAGAUAUAACCGAGGAGCUCUGGCAAGACGAUUGGCUCUGACCCUGCGCUACACUAAGGCUGCCAUGGUGAUCCAGAAGACCUACCGGAUGCUGAUGGUCAGACAGAUUUUCCUCAUGAUUCGAAGCGCCACCGUCACCAUCCAGGCCUUCACCAGGGGAACACUGGCCCGCCACAGAUACAGACAGCUGAUGGUAGAGAGGGCAGCUGUGCUGCUCCAGGCGAGGGUGCGUGGCUGGCUGGCAAAAGAGGCGUACCGUCGGGUGCAUGCCGCGGUGGUAUUCAUGCAGUGUUGCGUACGCCGCAAGGCCAGCAGGAGAGAGCUGCUGAGACUGAAGGCUGAGGCCCGCUCAGUGGAGAAGUACAGAGAGCUCAACAAGGGCAUGGAGGUGAAACUCAUGCAGCUGCAGCUCAGGGUAGACCAACAGGCAAGGGAGAGUUCAGCUCUGAGAGAGACUCUCAACGCAGAGCGAGAGACUGCCAGUGCUGAGCUGGAUGCUCUGAGGGGGAUUAUACAGAAACUGGAGAGCCAGAAACAGAUGAAGCCACCACCCUCCCCAGUUAUCAGUGAGAAGGAGGUAGAGGAAAGGAGGAGAGCGGAGGAGAAAGCGGCACAGGAGAUCCUUCGACUCACGCGGGAGCUGCAAGCAUUACAGAAAGACAAGGACUGUAUUUGCAAAGCGAAGGAAGAUAUCUCUGCUCGCUUACAUGAGAAAGAGAAAACACAAGAAGAGUGUGUGCAAAAGGCUGUGCUACAGGCCAGUGCAGCUCUACGGUCAGAGUUGGAUGAGGAGAAGAUGAAGUACCAGGGUCUCCUAAGGGAGCUCAGCAGACUGGAGCAAAGAUAUGACAACCUAAAGGAGAUGAAUCUGCUCACUGAGCAUGCCAGGGGACACAGAAGGACCGACUCGGCACAGAGUCUGAGCUUAGAGCCUCUCUCUCCGUCCUCGACUCCACUGUCGCCUCAGUCUCUCACCCCCCUCUCGGUGUCCCCUUUCACAUCUGCGUUCCCUUCCCCAGAGGAGCAGCGCAGGGUCAGUGUGACGUCCUCCACUCUGGAGAGGAGACUCUCAGUGUGGAGCUCAGAUGCACCACUGGACCAGCUGAUGGAGAUGAUGGACGUGGCCAAAGACCCAGCGGUGAAGAAAAAAGGAGAAGACUUGGAGUAUGCUUAUGAUGCCGUACGAGUGGCCAACAAGUUUCUGGAGAUCCAGCUGCAGAAGCAGCAGAGUCAGUGGAGGGAGGAGAUCGAGGCUUUGAGGAACCAGCUCAGUCAGGCGAUCUGUUGUGGUUCCUCUGCAAAGAAACAGGAUCUGUGGGAGCUGCUAGAAGCCAGAGAAUUUGAGUGCAUGAGGCUGCGGAGGGAGCUGAAGGAGCUGAGAAACACAGUGUCUCUCAGACAUCUGCUGACACACAUUUCCCCGUUAGCUCCGACCACAGAUACAUCCUGUCCUGCUCAGCUGAAACCAGCAGGAGUCACAGGUAUGCUGGAGUGCCGGAAAAGAGACGAAACCAAGCUCAUCAAAAGCCUCAUCACAGACAUCCCUCCUGACAGCGCGCUGGCUCUGCCUCUUGGUCUGCCGGCCAGCGUGAUCUUCCUUUGCAUCCGUCAGGCUGACUGCAGUGGAGACCAAGCUCGAGCUCGCUCGCUCUGCAGUGCCGCCCUUGUUGCCAUGAAGACUACUCUGAAGAAGCAAACAAAUGAUCUCAAUAUGACUGCUCUGUGGCUGAAAAAUGUUUGUCUUUUGCAUGACCUGUUGAUCCAACACUCCCCAAAACAGAAUAAGUCUUCAUUGUUUGACUGCCAGAGCCUAGACUCAGAUGAGCUGAUUUCUAUGACGACUGACCUGAGCGACUUGAUCCGCUCCCUGAGUGACCUAUGUAUCCAGGCCUAUCAGCAGCUACUCUCCAUCACUGAGACACAGCUGCAGAAACUCAUAGUCCCAGCCCUUUUGGAAAGCGAGACCAUAGCUGGUCUGUCCGGCUCGGCAGUGAAACUAAUUGUAUCCAGGAAGCGGGCGGGCUCAGACCCUCGUCCCGUUGGAGCUGACGCUCCCACCAUGGCCUCUGUAUUGAGGCAGCUCGGAGCCCUUCACACUGCCCUGAGCUGCCAGUCUCUGCCCCUGAGUCUAGCAGAGCAGGCUUUCCGGCAGAUGACCUACCUCAUCUGUGCCUGUGCUCUCAACAACCUGCUGCUGAGGAAAGACAUGUGCUGCUGGAGUCGCGGGAUGCAAAUACGCUACAAUGUCAGUUUGCUUGAAGAGUGGUUGCGCAGCCGAGGUCUGCAGGCAGGGGGCGCUGUGGCUACACUGGAGCCACUCAUCCAGGCAGCUCAGCUGCUGCAGGUGGGGAAAAAGACUGCUGCAGAUGCUCAGGCCAUAGUUCGUACUUGCACUGCUCUCUCCAGCACGCAGAUUGUGAAGAUUCUGACUCUCUACACUCCUCACAGUGAUCUUGAUGAAAAAGUCACUAUAAAUUUCAUUCGCACCGUCCAGGAGCUCGUCAAAGGUCGCUCUGACACUCAGCCUGCACAGCUCCUUUUGGAAGUAAGAAGAGUGUUCCCUGUCACAUUUCCCUACUCGCCUCCCCCGGCCCUCAGUGCAGAGGAAUUAGUCAUCCCAGACUCCCUCAAGAUCUCUUUUCUACGCAGAGCCUAAAAUAGUGGAGCCAAAUAUUUGACUGCUGAUAUGUUUAAUUUUGCCCUCUAAAAUUUAAACAGCUUUCUGGGGCUGUUAUGCAUUUAAUCAUUCUCAGAUCAUUAGUAGCUCUAAAAUGCUCAACAAAAAGUUAAUCAUUAGUCUGUAAUAAGGUCUCGAGUUAUAUGCAUCUACACAAACUGAAUAAGACCAAGAUUACUGAUCUUUACUCCCUUUUUUGGGGCAAAAAUAGGUACAGAUUUAGUUCUAUAAUGACAUAAGAAGACCCAAACAAACAGGUAAAGAUCUGUUAUUCUGAUAUGAUAUUGCAACAAAAAAAAAAAAGAAAGAAAAAUCCAGCCACUCUUCACUAGACAAGGACCUAUGUUUAUCUUGCUUCCAUGCACUUUGAGAAUGGGAAGGGAAGAAAACUCCAAUCACGCUGUUGACAAAAUGCAGCAAAUAGUGAGUGGCAUUUUGGUGUCCUUAUGUUUUCCACACAAACAGAAGUUUUCUACAUGCUAAUUGGUUGUUUGGGAGGCAUGGCAGGUAAAGUUUUUUUCUGUACUGCCAUCACAAACUUAAACAUAUGGAUUUUUUUAAACUCUA